Seriola dumerili (greater amberjack) is the source of this 3675-nucleotide messenger RNA. It is a transcript of the gene mideasb, whose product is annotated as ELM2 and SANT domain-containing protein 1-like. Gene Ontology annotation, cellular component: histone deacetylase complex; transcription regulator complex. The coding region runs from base 47 to 3433 and encodes 1128 amino acids. The transcript is spliced from 12 exons. Gene Ontology annotation, molecular function: transcription corepressor activity. Lineage: Eukaryota; Metazoa; Chordata; Actinopteri; Carangiformes; Carangidae. Gene Ontology annotation, biological process: negative regulation of DNA-templated transcription; regulation of transcription by RNA polymerase II. The record is from RefSeq and is a predicted model, not a curated record.
UCGGUAGUUAGUUUGGUUGAAAAUAUUCACCUGGCUCGGCUUAUUCAUGCCCGUCAUGAGUGUACCAGCCCAGCAGAAACCCAGCGCCAAAAGAACAGGCAAACGCAUCACAUUUUUCAACGAUCAAAGCGUAGCAAUGAAGGAGACUUCUCAGCACCCUGAAGGGUCCUAUUAUGUCCCAGGUGGCACUGCUUCAGAUCCCGGACAGAGCGAGGCUGCAAGUACCGUGACCUCCAAUCCAGAAGGUCCUCACAUGUACCUCAAUUCUGUUAUCUUCAGCCCAGAUAAGGGUGACCAGAGCAGGGGUCAUUAUCAGCAGACUGUUCCAAUGAAGUGGGCCCACCAGGAGCCCAGUCAGCAGCAGCCAUCACAGUCCCUGCAGCAGAGAGCUGCCUCUUGGACCACCAUGAGUAACUGGGGACAAAACUUUACAAAUUAUAUCGGAGGAGUUAACGUAACAGACUCAAGGACCCAGAAUGCAUUUGUGAAGUCGAUGCACGAGACUUCUGGCUUACAGCCACAUCAACAGCCCCCAAACAGAGCUGCAGACAAGCAGCCUCUAGGGGCCAACCCUGCAGUGGAAGUCUACAGGGAUGCGGUUAAGGCUCGGGGCAUGGAGUGGGAGCAGCAGCAGCAGCAGCAGCAGCAGCAGUCUCAGGCCUUUCAGGAAACAUUAAAACCUGGGGCACUGAACACUCAGCAGCACAGCACUUCCCACCCAGGAGGAAGCUCAGUUCUGCAGCCCUUCCAGUUGGCUUUUGGUCAGCCCAAGCAGCAUCUGCCAGCCUACUACCAGACCUUUCAAGGCAACAGGACAACCCUACCUAACCCACCAAACUACUCAACACAGGCAAAACCCCCACACCAGUUACAGCAGCUGCAGAAGCAAGAGCAAAUACAACGCCAGCAACAACAUCACAUAAUCCAGCAGCAAAUUCAGCAGCAGCACCAUCAACAAAUGCAGCAACAACAAAUCAUUCAGCAUCAACAGCACGUACAGCAACAGCUACAGCAGCAGCAACAAAUACAGCACGAGCAGCAGCAACAAAAGAUACAGCAACAACAACAACAGCAGCAGCAAAUACAACAACAGCAGGUGCAACAGCUCCAUAUUCAGCAGCAAAUGCAACAUCAGCAGUUGCAACAACAAAACGCUCAUGUGCUUGACUAUUACCCUGGUGCACAAAAUGCACACCCUCACCCACAUCCACAGCCUGUGGUGGUACACUCCCAGGAGUCCUCUGCUCCAGCUCCCCCAAAGAUCCAGGAACCAGUCAUCCAGGACAUCACCCCAGAACCCCAGCAGUCGUCAGAUCCCCUGCAGCCCCCUCUCCAGUCUGAGCCCCUGUCCCAGUCGCAGCCCCAGACGCAGCUCCAAUCGCAAACGCAGCUUCGCAGAUCACGACGGCUCUCCAAGGAAGGAGGGGCGCCAUCCGACAACCCUUUUCUCUCCGUCUCCUCGGAUCAGGCAGCCCCGGGGCUGCAGGGCUCCCAGAACGGGGCCCGUGACAUUCAGGCAGCCCCAACGGGCGUCAUCCAGAGCACGCGCAGGAAACGCAGGGUGUCCCAGGAGGUCAACCUGGAGACCCUUGCUCAAAAGGCCUCGGAAAUGGAGUCUCUGCCGUCACAUGUUGUCAAGGAGCCACACAGACCAUGGAGUCCCAGUGAAUCAGAGGCCAAGCGCCCUCGAGACGACAACCUUCUGCCGCUCGUCAUCCCCGUGUCUGUUCCGGUCCGGAGGCAGGAUCCCUCCUCCCCUGACAGAGACGAAGCAACCCUGGCCUCCAACUGGCCCCCCAGGCCUUCAAACCCCCAGGACCUCGGCCGUGCAGACCACACACCCUCGGUCAUUGUCACCCGGAGACGCUCACUCAGGAACUCCUUGUCAGAGAGCUCAGAGCAAAAUGGCGGCACAGAGGGGGAGAAAGACGAAGAUGGCAAAAAGUCCAAACGGCGUCCCCGGCCUGAGCCUCUCUUCAUCCCACCACCUAAACCCGGUUUAUUCAUCGCUCCGCCAGUGUACUCCACCAUCACACCUUACCAGAGCCACCUACGCUCCCCCGUUCGCCUGGCUGACAACCCCCUCACCAUGCCCCCCUACACGCCUCCACCCAUCCUCAGCCCUGUUCGUGAGGGCUCAGGCCUCUACUUCUCCACCUUCCUGUCUUCUGCAGCAGCCGCUGCCGCCAGCGGCCAGGGCCUGCCACCUCCCGCAACGCCCAAGUCGGCCACACGCAGCCUGUUGCGUUCCAACAGCUGCGACAUCACACCCCCAGUUCUGUCGGCUAUGAGCGAGGCCACUCCAGUCAGCAUCGAGCCGCGGAUAAAUAUUGGGUCGCGGUACCAGGCAGAGGUGCCAGAGUUGAGGCAGCGGUCAGCUGUCGAGCUGGAUCACCAUUGCGCGGAUCUGGUCUGGGCUCCAUUGAAUGAGUUGGAGGAAAAACCUGACUUCCACGAGAAAGUGGAAGACCUCAUGCACAUGGCCUGCUCCAGUGUUUUGUGUGGAGGAGGCACCAACCAGGAGUUAGCCCACCAUUGUCUGUACGAAUGCAAAGGGGACAUAAUGGCUGCUCUGUCGCUCCUGAUGCUGAGGAACCCAAUUUUCUCCAAGUCUCAUCAGCUGUCAAACUACCACUACUCAGGAUCAGACAGCUGGACGGCAGCUGAGAGACGCCAGUUCAACAAAGGCAUCACUGCAUACAAGAAGGACUUCUUCAUGGUGCAGAAACAGGUGACCACUAAGACGGUGGCGCAGUGUGUGGAGUUUUACUACACGUACAAGAAACAUGUCAAGAUGGGCCGCAACGGGACGCUGAUCUACGGAGAGGCCGAGCCUUUGGAGAGCAGGACCACUGAGGAGGAGAUGGACCACAAGGGCUCUCACAGACUGGAGCCGCAGCGGGAGGAGGACAGCAGGAAGUGGGAAGGAUCAGCUGACAGGAAACAGGAUGUCGGCCCCACCAGGGUCACACACGCGCUGCAGUCCACUGAGAACCCCGGGACCGUCCUGAUCAUGAAAGGCCAGGACGACACGGGGAGGGACCAGCCGCUGUCUCGGGUCAUCCACGCCCCUCAUCCACCUCCUCCCAGCUCCAAAGCACGCUACGAUGGCAACGCACGCCGGACGAGCCCUUCAACAGGCAACAAAGCCUCAGCCGGGCAGGAGGGAGAGUUCCCCUGCAAGAAAUGUGGCAGGGUUUUCUACAAGGUGAAGAGCCGCAGCGCCCACAUGAAGAGCCACGCCGAGCAGGAGAAGAAGGCGGCAGCGCUGCGUCAGAAAGAGGCCGAGGAACGCGCGGCGGCAAAAGCAGCAGCCGAGGCCGCCGCCAUCCUGGCUGCUCGGCAGCAGAACGGGACACGGCAGGCGAGCGGGGACAGCACCAACGACGACUCGUCAGACAGGGAGGACGAGGACGAUGAGGACUGGCAGUGAGAGAAAGGCCGCACCCUCUGAUCGUGGGGUGGUUUGUUCUCUGGGAUGGGAGGAGGAACUUUUUUUUUUUUUUUUUAAAAGAUGAAGAAUCCCUCCUGUGAACUCUCUGUACAUUUUGUGGAUCAAGAAGACUUCCGUUGCUUGGCACAUUCAGGGACAGAUUUACUCCUGUGUAUGUGUUUGAGUGUGAAUGUGUGGACUGAGUGAGAGCGCGUGUGUGUGUGCGUAAGUGUGUGUGUGUG